AUGAGCCUUUGUUUGCUUGAAAUUAUUAUUACAUUCUCAUUUUUCUUAUCCCUACUCAGUCGGCCGAAGGAUUUUUCUUAUAUAAAUUUGCAUUUUCCAUCAUUUAAAAACAUUUAAGUGCACAUAAUGAAGGUUUAUAUUGUUGUUAUUCUGGCCUUUUUGGGCCUAGCAUUGGCCGACGAGCCGAAAUACACGACCAAAUAUGACAACGUCGAUCUGGACGAGAUAAUCAAAAGCGAUCGCCUAAUGAAAAACUACGUAAAUUGCCUUUUGGAAAAAGGCAAGUGCACACCGGACGGGGCUGAAUUAAAACGAGUUUUACCCGACGCCAUUCACACCGACUGCUCAAAGUGCAGCGAGACUCAGAAAAAGGGCAGCAAAAAAAUCAUGAGGCAUUUGAUCGACAACAAACCCGAAUGGUGGAAGGAUCUGGAAGCGAAAUACGAUAAGGAGGGUGUUUAUCAGAAGCAAUACAAGGCGGAACUUGCUUCAGAAAAAUCUAAAAAGGCUUAAUAAUGCAUCCUACACUAUUGCUAUCUCACUCUAAUUGAAUUCAUUUUUGUUAAUUAAACAAUUAAAAAUGCCUAUUUUAAACCAUUUUUAGUUUCAUUUAAAAGCUUGAUUUUGCAUCUCAAUGCAUCCUACACUAUUGCUGUCUCACUCUUAUUGAGUUUAUUCACUAGUUGUUAUGCCUAAGACUAGGGUGGCAACAAAGAUGACCAUAUUUUCACAAAAAC
Messenger RNA from Ceutorhynchus assimilis (cabbage seed weevil), 737 nucleotides. The record is from the annotation of a GenBank genome assembly. Lineage: Eukaryota; Metazoa; Arthropoda; Insecta; Coleoptera; Curculionidae.